AGAGAGAGUCGUCAGUUACGCACAUGAAGCGCCACAGUCGGACGUCCCUUCCAGCAUUUACGCACAUGAAGCGCCGCAGUCGAAUUUCCCUUCCAGCGUUACCGGAACCUCGUUGAAUCUGGAAUAAAAAAAAACAAGGGCUGAACACGUGGUCUUCCCAUCUGCUAAUGCCUGGCUUACAAUAAUGGCAUCCCAACCUCUAAUGUCAGUGAAGGAGGAGCCAGAAGAAGAGGACUUUGAUGACUUCCUACACUCUUAUAUACGUGCACAUCAAACUGAGGAUGUUCAGCCUAAAUUGGAGCAAAUCUUUAAAACUGAAAUGGACGAGUCCCCUACAGUUCCUGAGCCAGACUUCAUGAGGAUCUUGGGUAUUAAAGAAGAACAAGAGGAAGAGGAGGUUGGACAUUACAGCCAAGAUGCAUCUUCAGUAGAAAAGGAUUCAGUCUAAUGGAAGACAGUCCACAGAGGGGGAAGGAUACAGAGGAAGACAGAAUCACAGAACAGCAAACAAGUGCUCUCACUGUGAAAAGAGUUUUACUGACAUGGGCAAUUUCAAGAAACACCAGAGGAUCCAUACAGGGGGGGAUCCAUUUGAGUGCUCAGAAUGUGGAAAGACCUUUAGUGAAAUUGCCAAGCUCAAGAAACACCAGAGGGUUCAUACAGGGGAAAUGCCAUUUGAGUGUUCUCAAUGUGGAAAGAGCUUCAGUUUAAUGGGCACUCUCAAGAAACACCAGAGGAUCCAUACAGGGGAAAAGCCAUUUGAAUGCUCUCAGUGCGGAAAGAAGUUAAGUCAUAUGAAUGGAGGUUUACUGAGAAAGGGCACUUUAAAAAGACACCAGAUGAUCCAUACAGGGGUAAAGCCAUUUGAGUGUUCACAAUGUGGAAAGAAGUUUAGAGAUAUGGGCAAUCUCAAGGAUCACCAGAGGGUUCAUACAGGGGAAAAGCCAUUUGAAUGCUCCCAGUGCGGAAAGAAGUUUAGUUAUAUGAGUGGUCUGAAGUCACACCAGAGGAUCCAUACAGGGGAAAAGCCAUUUCAGUGCUCUGAAUGAAGAAUGAGCUUUAGUCUAAAUUGCAAUUUAAAAAGACACCAGAAGAUCCAUUCUGCAGGGAAACAAAUAAUUCAAUGUUCUCAGGGCUUU
Engraulis encrasicolus (European anchovy) is the source of this 1139-nucleotide messenger RNA. RefSeq names its product zinc finger protein 3-like. The coding region runs from base 543 to 1049 and encodes 168 amino acids. Gene Ontology annotation, biological process: regulation of transcription by RNA polymerase II. The record is from RefSeq and is a predicted model, not a curated record. The transcript has 3 exons. Gene Ontology annotation, molecular function: DNA-binding transcription factor activity, RNA polymerase II-specific; RNA polymerase II cis-regulatory region sequence-specific DNA binding. Lineage: Eukaryota; Metazoa; Chordata; Actinopteri; Clupeiformes; Engraulidae.